AUGAAGGCUAACGUGUAUAGACUCAACUACGAAAAGAAGAACAAUGAUAUGGCUCUGAAAGAGAACAAUUCGAAUGAAGAGCCCACUACUGGUGCAGUGGCCAUACAAAUAGUACUCGCCAUGUCCACCUGUCUCCCUACUAUCGCAUAUCGCAUAUCGCAUAAUGAUGGAACGGCUGAUCAAACAGCCACCAACGCUAUGGCCUCAUAA
This is a messenger RNA of Letharia columbiana, 210 nucleotides long. RefSeq lists its product as uncharacterized. The coding region runs from base 1 to 210 and encodes 69 amino acids. NCBI's taxonomy places the organism in Eukaryota, Fungi, Ascomycota, Lecanoromycetes, Lecanorales, Parmeliaceae. The transcript has a single exon. The record is from RefSeq and is a predicted model, not a curated record.